Athalia rosae (coleseed sawfly) is the source of this 3536-nucleotide messenger RNA. RefSeq lists its product as uncharacterized. The transcript is spliced from 5 exons. The coding region runs from base 319 to 1821 and encodes 500 amino acids. NCBI's taxonomy places the organism in Eukaryota, Metazoa, Arthropoda, Insecta, Hymenoptera, Athaliidae. The record is from RefSeq and is a predicted model, not a curated record.
CGUUGUCGGAACAGCCCAACGGUAGUCGACUUUAACGAGCGCCUCUUUUUCCGCAAAAAGUUUAUUUUCAAACCGGGCAAAAACUGGUACCGCGAUAAUAGCUACGCGGGGGUGAUAGUGCAGCCUACAGCGUAUACUAUACAGCGCUAAACAUUUUACUAUAAUAUGUUACGCCGUGCGGUAAUCGGGGAAUUUUUCGCAUGAGUGGAAAUAUUGAAAAAUCAUUGCAAAUUUAUGAACAAUUCAAAAUUGAGAAUAUAAAAGUGGACAAAUUUAUCGCCGAUUUCAUAAACGUUCCAUAUACGCUGUACCGCAAUCAUGUGGAACCGAAAAGUGUUUAUAAGAAUCAUUGAAGUGCUCUUCUGCAUGGCCUGCGUGAUAGCGCUUAGGGUUACCGAUGACGAAAGUCGAAGAGUUUUUCACUACCUUAGAAAUCGAAGUAGGGAGUGGUCGCUACUUAACAACGUCACCUGGGGCACGAUAGGCGCAGCAUUGGCUACAGCUACGUGCGGUGGCUACGUCAUCGUCACCGUAGGACUUUUGGUGGCCGCUGCAACCGGCGAACUUCGGGGUAGAUUGACGGAACUAUUUCUCCUGGGACUUGGUGUAAUUUUAUUUGGGGUCGUCGGAGCUCUUUCCUUGGCGUCGAUCGACAGCGUCCCGGAGGAUCUGGUAGACAAUGCCGCGGUUCUUGGAGCUCUGUGCCUCCUGACGGCUCUGGUGUUCAUCGUUGAUCUUCUCAUGAAGGUUCCUGGGAACAAAAAAAAACACGACAGCACCCAGACGAACGGCGACAAGGAUUUCGUAAAGGUACCCAUGGCAACGCUGAACUCAGAGAAAGAAACUAAAUCAUCGGGGAGUAACAACAACUCGAUAAAAUCUCCUACGGAAAAUUCUGCGGCUGCUAAAGGAUCCGUUAAUACCGGUUUCGACCAAUCCGAAUCGUCUUCCGAUCAAUCGACCGAAAAAAUUUACACUCGGGGGGACCAACCGUCUUCGCGUGCGGGUGAUCCCGACGCCGAUGAGCGGGAUGUGGAGAUCGUUCGAAACGGCCAUCAGAAUAUAUCGGAACGUGGAAGACCGCAGGAUGUGUACGAAGUCGAACGUAAUCGGAAGUUCCAGGAUGUUGGAAAACAAUUACGAGAAUUUACGCAGGGAUUCGAGUCCACCCAAAAUGUUAGUAACGCGGGUGCUGUCAGGUACCGAAACGCGGAAGACAGGAACAACGCGAGACGGGAAUAUUUCGAGGGAGAAACACGACCGUACGAAAGGGAGAGUAUGAACGGCGGCUACUUUAGAAAUAAGGACGCUUACAGACGUCCCGUCGACGAAGUAGACACACCCCUAUUUCCGACGAAUCUUCAGCAGCAGGACGAUAGAGGCGAGCCAAUUUUCGCGAAGAUCAUAAAUCCCGGUGUAAAAAUAAUGCGAGUUGAUCGCGAUUUCGGCGUCAGCAAUAUCCACCAGGACGAUUACAGAAAUUCAGAUUCGAGUCAGUACGACAACGUACCGACGAGGAUGCGCAGGAUGUCACCUGGGAUAUUGAAAAAGAAUCGCGACGUUUCCUUCAACAUUCCAUCGCCCCCGAAAAUAUUUUCAUCCGGCAAUAACAGGCACAGAGACGAAAUAGAGAGACUCGAGGAGGCUUUCACAGCUUUACAGAAUUCGAUAGGAACUCAGACGAAUUCCGGCAGUCAGAGGGACGUUAAUUCCCCGUCGUCACCCAAUGAUCCUGGAUACGUGAAACACACCGCUAGCAAUUGGCCUCACGAUCGCAAAUCAAAAACCCCCGGAUCCAGUCCAGAUCACGAGAGCAAAUGAUCUGAACAACAGACGAAACAAAAAAAAAUCACAACCUGCCUCGCGUUCGUAUCAAUUAUUUUAAUUUCAACAAAAAAUAUUUCUUCAAUUUAUAUCAGAAGAAAUAAAAAUUGGUUCACCUGUAAUUUUGCCUCUUUCAUCGUGACGAUUUUGUUUUCUCUAUUCACGAAGUCGCCUCCCAUAUUGUCACUGCAAUAAAAUUUUUAUAACUUUCACACCGUUAAAUUACACAAUCUCCGUUUAGUUGAAAUAAAAUUGAAAGAAAACCUGGCUUUGCUCGACUCUCGUUCCAUGGCUACAUAUUUCCUGUAUUUCACACGUUUUUUGUCAACCAUCGCGACGUAUCAUCGCUGAGCCAAGUCUGCGAACACCGAGUUUUUGUUUUUCAUCAAUUAAUUUACAAGCGCUUAAUUUUUCUGAUCAAAAGAUCAUCUCGUUAUCAUUGUACAAACAUUUAUUUCGUGUAUAAUACGCGAUAAUUAUUGCAACAUCACACCUAUGUAUCUUUAGAUUGUAGAUAAUUCGGUCACAAAUAAUUUCCCUACUUAUCCAUUUUUCUUUUCCCCAAUUUUCAUUUGCUUGAUCAUACGAACGAUGUGUAACGAUAAUGUUUAAUGAGAAAAAAAACAAAAAUUUCCUAUAAAAUCAAGGCUUCAAGUUAAUCUACGCAGACACGAUCACGUAAAGCUUAUGUUAACGAUAUUAUUAAUAACGAUACUUAAAUAAUAAAAUACAUAAUAAUUUCUCUUCUUCCGUUGUAUGCGCCAGUUCGAUCCAAUAAAAAUGAAAGUUGUACACUAUAUUACGUAAAGGAAAUUCAAGGAUAUAUCGUUUGAAUUAAUGACGUAGGCCUUCGUUUGGUACACAAUUUGUUAAAACGUUCGAUGUUUUUUUCUUUCUUCAUAUAUAUAUAUAAAUGUUAUAAAAAAUAAUAAUCGUGUGUUAAUAUUAAUAAUAUGUGUAUUGUAUAUUUUUUAACGACGUGUUAGGUACUUAGCUGUUAAAAUUAUAUUGUUAUAUUAAUCAUAUAAUUACGUGUAGUAUGUAAUGCAACUUUUUUUUUUUUUUCGUUAUAUAUCGCUAUGUAUUUUUCGGAUUACUAUCAUUUGUAUUUAGCUUAUUAUACAAUUUAUAAAUAUACAAAUCCAUUCAAGUACCUAAAAUUCACAACGUACGUGUUGCGUGAUCUUUAAAAUUGCUAAAAUUUAUUAAACGUACGAUUGGCUGGUAUAUCAUCGAUGAAUGUUCAAAGUUGUUCAACUCUAGACAAAAUUCCAUUCUGGAUCUCCAGCUCUUCUUUCUUACUUUCUUUUUUUUUUUUUUUCAAUACUCGUAUUUACAGUAAAAAAAAAAGAUAAUUAUAAUUACUUAUAAAUGCUAAUUACUUGAGCAUUUUCCACGCCCUCUCCCUUCCUCGCUCCGAGUCUUGAUAUGUGCGCAUGUGAGUUUUAAUAUCAGAAAAGUAAAAUCUACGAUUCUUAAUUCAUUAAUAAAUCUACCUAUUGUGUAGUGUGCUUGAAAUUUACACUCGGAUUUGGCGCAAUCGUUGUAUCCAUUCAUGAGAUGAUUAGUUAACUCCCACGUAGUUUCUAAUAAGCAUGGAUAAUUAUUUAAUAUUUUCUUAGGAUAACACGACUACGUUCUCAAUUUUCAUAGCGUAACCAAUGUAUUUACAGUGUAUGAAGUAUUAAUAAAAAAAUUAUGAAAAAAGAGUA